UUCCUCAAUGCUCAGAUUUUUCACUAAUGACUUAGACUUCAACUUCAGCUUAUCUCAACAUUCGAAACCAGAAUCAAAUCAGUUUAAUUUAACAAACUCAAUGCUUAAAGAUAAAUCAAAUCUACCAGAUCAAUAUAAUUCUGAUCCUCAUGUGACAAGACUAAGUCCAAUUCUUGACCAACAACAAAUAAGACUUUUUGCAAAUGCAAGAGAUUCUCAAAAACAAAAUUCAAUUCUCAUAUCACAAAAUGAUGUUUUAAAAGUAAAAAAUAAAGAGGUCAAAGAAAAAAAUCACAUGCUUGAAAUUGAAAACUCAAAUCUCAAAGUAAAAAAUAAACAGACUGUAGAAAGAAAUCAUACUCUAGAAACAGAGAACACAAAACUUAAAAAGCUGAAGAAAGAAAAUAAACAGACUGUAGAAAGAAAUCAUACUCUAGAAACAGAGAACACAAAACUUAAAGUAGAAAAUAAAGAGAUCAAAGAAAGAAAUUAUGCCCUAGAAAUAAAUAACACAAAUUUUAAAGUAAAAAAUAAAGAAGCUGAAGAAAGGAAUCACGCCCUAGAAUCACAGAAUAAAAUAUUAAAAACUGAAAAUGCAGAUUUAAAAUUAAAAGAUAAAAAUUAUACAAAACUCAAAACAAAAUAUGCAGUUCUAGAAUCAGAAUACGAGAAUCUUAAAUCAUCAUAUAAAGAACUAGAAGCAAAAAUCACUGAAUCUGAAAAUAAACUUAGAGAUAUCAAUAAGAGAUAUGGUGAACUUCUCACAGAACAUUCAAGUCUAAAAGUAAAUUAUGCUAUAUUUGAAGAUAAUUAUAAAGCUUUACAAGCUCACAACAGAAAGAAUAAAAUAAAAAUUAAAAAUUUAGAAAAUGAAUUGAAAAAAAUACAAGACGAAAAAGAUAAAGUGGAAAAUACUUGUUAA
Molecule: messenger RNA, 922 nt
Organism: Dentiscutata heterogama
Lineage: Eukaryota; Fungi; Glomeromycota; Glomeromycetes; Diversisporales; Gigasporaceae
Source: the annotation of a GenBank genome assembly